AUGUCUGCUGCACUGUCUUACCGAAUCUAUAAGGGUGCUCUCCUCUUGACUGCCUUCUUGACCGCCGCUCAGGCACAGCAAGUUGGCACCUCAACCACUGAGACUCACCCAUCAUUGACCUGGUCGAAAUGCACGAGCAGUGGAAGCUGCACCACGCAGAGUGGUUCAGUCGUCAUCGAUGCCAACUGGCGUUGGGUCCACAACGUUGGUGGCUAUACUAACUGCUACACUGGCAAUACCUGGGAUGCGACGCUCUGCCCUGACGAUGUUACCUGCGCGGCCAACUGCGCACUGGACGGUGCCACAUACGAAGCAACCUAUGGUGUCACUACCAGCGGCGAUGCGCUUCGUUUGAACUUCGUCACUACUGCCUCGCAGAAGAAUAUUGGAUCCCGUCUGUACCUGAUGGAGGAUGACACGACCUACCAGAUGUUCGAUCUGUUGAAUCAGGAGUUCACGUUCGAUGUUGACGUCUCGAACCUUCCCUGUGGAUUGAACGGUGCCCUCUACUUCGUCGCUAUGGACUCCGAUGGUGGCAUGGCUCGAUUCCCUACGAACGCAGCUGGAGCCAAAUACGGAACCGGUUACUGUGACUCUCAGUGCCCCAGAGACCUGAAGUUCAUCGAUGGUCAAGCCAACGUUGAGGGCUGGACUCCCUCUACAACUGAUGUGAACUCGGGUAUUGGUAACCACGGUUCCUGCUGCGCAGAGAUGGAUAUCUGGGAAGCCAACUCGAUCUCAAACGCGCUCACUCCUCACCCUUGUGACACUGCAUCCCAGACUAUGUGCGAGGAAGAUGCUUGCGGUGGCACUUACAGUUCCGAUCGCUACGGCGGCACUUGCGAUCCUGAUGGAUGUGAUUUCAACCCCUACCGCAUGGGCAACACCUCAUUCUUUGGUCCUGAUAAGAUCGUCGAUACCUCGUCCGUCUUUACUGUAGUGACUCAAUUCAUCACAGAUGACGGUACCUCCUCGGGUACCCUGAGUGAGAUCAAGCGUUUCUACGUGCAGGACGGAGUUACUAUCCCCAACUCCGUGUCCACCAUCAGUGGUGUGAGCGGUAACUCUAUCACCACGGACUUCUGCACGGCCCAGAAGACCGCCUUCGGUGAUGAAGAUGUUUUCGCUACCCACGGAGGCAUGGCAGGUAUGAGUGCCGGUCUUGCCGAAGGCAUGGUUUUGGUCAUGAGUCUCUGGGAUGACCACAACUCCGACAUGCUCUGGCUGGACAGUAUCUACCCGACGAAUGACACCUCAACUACCCCCGGUGCUGCCCGUGGUACCUGCGACAUCUCAUCUGGAGACCCGGCUACUAUUGAGACCUCUGAUGCAAGCGCCUAUGUCAUUUACUCGAAUAUCAAGGUUGGCCCUAUUGGCUCCACCUUCUCCUCCGGCUCCAGCUCGGGCAGCUCUUCAAGCACUACUUCAAGCACUACUUCAAAGACCACGUCGACAUCUACAAAGACUACUUCCACGUCCACCACAUCCACCACUUCCACAAAGACCACUUCCACUUCGACCAAGACUAGUACCACGAGCACUAGCACCACCGGUGCUGCUCACUACGCGCAGUGCGGUGGAAUCGGAUGGACUGGCGCCACCACCUGUGUUAGUGGCUACACCUGCACUUACGAGAAUGCCUACUAUUCACAGUGCCUGUAG
This is a messenger RNA of Penicillium odoratum, 1662 nucleotides long. RefSeq names its product putative 1,4-beta-D-glucan-cellobiohydrolyase (gene cbhB). Gene Ontology annotation, molecular function: cellulose binding; hydrolase activity, hydrolyzing O-glycosyl compounds. The coding region runs from base 1 to 1662 and encodes 553 amino acids. Gene Ontology annotation, biological process: carbohydrate metabolic process. NCBI's taxonomy places the organism in Eukaryota, Fungi, Ascomycota, Eurotiomycetes, Eurotiales, Aspergillaceae. Gene Ontology annotation, cellular component: extracellular region. The transcript has a single exon. The record is from RefSeq and is a predicted model, not a curated record.